AUCCGAAAACUCCUCCCUCCUCGUCCCUUUCCAACGGUACCUACAUCUGUGUCCGCUACGGGACCGCGCUCGGCGCACACGGAGGGCAAGAACAACAUAUGCAUCACGCGUAAAACGCCUCUAGGUGCAUACCUGAGACGCUGUAAAGAUGUGUUCAUGAAAGAUGGUUAUCGGACACUGCACCUCAGCGCCAUGGGCGCGGCCAUUCCCCACCUCAUGCAGCUCGCACUCUCCAUACCCGAGAUUCUCCCGUUCCCCCAAGAUGAAGUCCGCACCGAAGUGUUCACGGGCACGGUCGAAGUGGAUGACGAGGUGAUCCCAGAGGAUGAGGACGAAGACAUCACAUAUCGGUCAAGAGGGAAGUCCUCCGUGAGCGUCGUGAUUAUUGUGGGAGAUGGC
Messenger RNA from Laetiporus sulphureus 93-53, 399 nucleotides. RefSeq lists its product as uncharacterized. Lineage: Eukaryota; Fungi; Basidiomycota; Agaricomycetes; Polyporales; Laetiporaceae. Gene Ontology annotation, cellular component: nucleolar ribonuclease P complex; nucleus; ribonuclease MRP complex. The record is from RefSeq and is a predicted model, not a curated record. Gene Ontology annotation, biological process: tRNA 5'-leader removal. Gene Ontology annotation, molecular function: nucleic acid binding. The transcript is spliced from 2 exons. The annotation marks the transcript as partial.